AUGGGUUCCCUGUGUUUGUGUCUUGAUUUGCAUUCCCUUAUCAUUUUGAUUAACCACAAAGGCUGUAACGUAAACAUGUCAGUCGGCAAGGUCGCUAUGGUGGGUGGCGGUGGAAGAGUUACUGUUCCGCGAAAAUACUUCCGCGCCGCGGUUCGUGGUCUUCAGCACGUCCCGUGGUGGUGUCAAAGCGACGCACGGACCUCAGCCACCGGCAAGCAUCCGCUAGACGAAGCUCUGAAGUGUGCGGCAACUUUUCAGAGCAGAUCAUUGAAGCAGUGGGAAGAUGCAUUGUCUGUUUCCAGUCCUUACCGAAGCACCGACCACCUUGCGGCAGGUAAAGCGGUAGUAACAGCACCCGGCACUACCAUAACUCUGCAGAGCCUCGCUGAUUAUGACGGUGGCGAAGCGGAGGACCAGGAGGAGUCGCACGAGGUGUCUGCGGCGUUUGUUGAAAAACAACAGGCAAAGUUGCACGCCAUGUUGCAGCAAUGGGUCGCCUACUGUGCAUUCCACUGUACACGCGCGGAGUUCGCUGCGAGGCAGUCGCUCGUGGCACAGCGACUUCUUCUCUCCCCUCUGGGAGUCUUGCCAUCAAGUGCGCACCACCAAGUGGGUUCGGCUCGUUUGGAGAGGACUUUGCGGCGCCGUGGGGCCCGCGCUUACGUUGAUUUGCUCGUUCACCACCAGCUACCCAUGCAGCAAAAGCAAGAAUGGGAUGUAUUGUGCUCGGUUUGGUCCUCCGUGGGGGAAGGACUCCGACGUCAGGGCCUCACCGCCUCUUCAGCAGCUUCCGUUGUAAGACUCCCCUUUACCCAAGAAGCAGUUGAUGAACCGUCGUGGGAAAGAAGUUUGGCUGUAUUAUCGUGGGCAAUGCACUUUAAAGGGGGAAAUCAGUUCCAUAUACCCUCUUCUGACAUUGCCAUUGUUCUCCAUCAGUACAUCCAGAGCUUGGAGGAUCGCGUGCAAGGGCCCAACCCUCAACAAAUGCCCGUCACAGAGGAACAGGCCGUUAUUCAGCAGCUUCAGCAGUGGUGGAACUCUGCGAGGGAAGCCGAGCAGCGCGACGCAGGGUUGGCGGCGGCAUGUGGAUUAGACCGUACGGCUUUUAACUCAAUCCAUGUGGAAGGCCGGAAGGUAACCCUCUGUUUAUCUGACAAGGAGUUGUCGAAAAGCACUGCUGCGUACGCAGAGUUGCUGUUGCAGGGAAGGUGGGAGGACGUUCUUGAGCACAUUCGACUCGUGGCCACCAAUGUCGCUUCCGGUCCUUUCAGUCGCGAUAGAGGCGCGGAUAGAAGGCAAGGUGACGAUUUAUCCAACCAGCGAGCGGCUGCUGCAGGUGAUUGUGACGAUGACGAAGGGAAGGAGGAGAUUGCACUGAUUACGGACGGCGGUUUUGGUGAUGUUUUCUUCAGCAUUGGAUCGAACGUAACUUCGUGUGGCUCGUCAACUACGGAUGCGCUUGUCGCGUUGUUUAACACCCCACGUCCUGUAUUUCUGAAAAGCAAAGUAUGGGCCCGGUCGUCUUCUUCCCCGCUGGGAAAACCACCGCGUGAGUACCUUCUAGCAUUGGAGACACCACUUGAGACGGUGUUGCUCCAAAAGCCUCCAGUGGUUGGGCUUCGGACCCGUGCUUUUGCUACACGGAGUGACGGGGGCACAAGUGGGAUAGGAUUAAUGGGUAAAGUGAGUUGCAGUGAUUGUUCGGAUAAGCAGUUGCAAGAGAGUGGGGAGUGUUUAAGGGCGACAUCUGCCGCGCUGGUUGAGCUGCGUCGCAAGUUAUGGAUACUAAGGCAACUUCCCCGGCAUCUUUCGCGUUCAUUAGUCCGCUUUGAGGGUGCUGGUUCCUUCAUGGUGCCUUAUCUAUUGCGGUGCCCCGCAAAGGAGCUCCUCCCUUGGUUUCUGCUUAGCAAAGUUGCCUCAGCACAUUCCAGGCAUCAGAACCAAGAGAAACUUGAGGAAGCUUUCCGUGACACCCGCUUGCAUGUCCUUUAUACACUUUUCUUACCGCACGCUCAUUACGCUGCGUUUCAAGAAUACUGUGCAGACCUACUCCUGCAGGUGGGAAGUUUGAUUGUACCACUAGAUGUUCUUCGAGUGGCAGUACGAGUUCUUCUUCAACCUCCGUCGUUCGACCACUUCUACGAUGUGUUGCAGGGUCGCCGUCUUCCAGUGGAAGUUGACUGCCGCCAUUUAUGGUCGCGUUCGGUGGAGUCGUCACAUGUAGAGCGAGAGUCUGAUUGCUCCACUUCACUGACGCCUUCGUGUUUGAGUCUUUUAAAAGAGUUACAGGGCGACGCUGCCAAGCGGCAGGCGUUCUUCGUUUGCAAGUCGCAUAGCGCGCGUAACUACCACCUCUCUACUUGGAUUGAAAGCUGCAGUAAAGUGGAGACGCUAUCUGGACUUAUAGGAAUUAUUGCCCGGGAGGUUAAUCUUUAUGGGCCGCCACUUCUGUCUCCAGAGGCUGCCGCUGCGCUGCUGACCGCCAUUGUCAUUCCCCAUAUUGGUGAAAGAGGGGGUGCGAAGUAUGAAGGCUGUGAACAAGCGUCAGAAAUCGGUAAUGACACGUUGCGCAUGCUAGGAGUUGCAUACUUUGUACUACCCAGUGAUAAGGCUUUUGGUGCCGCUCCGUACUUUAAGGGAACUUACAAUGAGAAGUACAUAAUCGAUGACGGGUUUGAGUGGACAACCGACUGGGAUGGUGCUGAAGCACUCCUUGUCGGUCGAUCUCUUCGCCGGGUCACUAAAUACCCUACCACAACAACAGAAUCGUUCUUCCGUGUAGAGUGCUGCUCCACUCAGCAGAUGGUAACAUACCGCGUGCCAAAGCUUCGCUUGCGACUUAUGAAGGUUGACCUUGUUGAGGCAAUACAAUACUUUGAGUGCGGAGUCAAGCGAAUCACGCAGGACGAAGGCGCAAACGACAAAAUAUGUGGAGAAACAGUGGUGGGCGCGGUAGGGAGACCCGCAGUUGUGGCGUACCACUUGCCUUUUGGCGUUGCAGCGGUUGACAAACCUGCGGGUAUGAGCACCACCCUUCAUGUGGGGCACCCUCACUUGCUCGAUUUUUUGGCAGGGAACCUCCCGUGGAAAGGACCUAGUGCGCCCGUGCUGUUUCAGCAUGGACUUGUUAACCGUAUCGACUUGGGUACUAGUGGAUUAGUGCUCGUUGCGGAUACAGAAGCCUCGCUUGAGGAGGCUCGCCGUGCGAGUAUUGUGGAGCGUUGCGUGGAAAAGGUUUACCGGGCGCUUGUUUUGCAUUGUCCCCCACCGAUCUCCCGCAUAGAUACGUCAGAGUGUUGGUACCUCAAUCCAUGUGGGAUCAUAAUGUGCGACGUCCUUGCAAAUGGCGCCGACUUUUCUCUUCAGAUCGCUGCGUACAAUUCCUCGAAGGGAGGCGCCUUGCCUGUAGGGGCGAUGGAUCGGCGGUCAGCCACAACAACAUAUCGUGUAUUGCAGUACUUUCCGAGGAGUGGCGUCUAUUACUUGGAAAUUCAUUUACACACGGGACGUCGUCACCAGAUCCGGCAGCACUUUGCUCGGUUAUGUCAUCCAUUGUUGGGUGACGGCCGUUACAGUCGGCGAGCGCAGGUAGUGGGGGAGGAAUUCGGUUUGCAGCGGCCUGCACUCCAUGCAGUCCGUGUUACACUUACCCCACAACAUGGAACAUCUGCCAAACCACGGGGUGGCGUCGUGGCUCCGCGUGUGGGUGAUGCCGAUUACGAUGAAUAUUGCGGCAACGGAGGGGGAAAGACCGUAGUGGAGUGCCCAGUUCCGGAGGACAUGCGGCUGACUCUAAAAAUGUUGCGGGAGCGUGAGGACCCGGUAGGGUUGGGUGCUUAA
This is a messenger RNA of Trypanosoma brucei brucei TREU927, 3840 nucleotides long. Its product is annotated as RNA pseudouridylate synthase protein, putative. NCBI's taxonomy places the organism in Eukaryota, Euglenozoa, Kinetoplastea, Trypanosomatida, Trypanosomatidae. Gene Ontology annotation, molecular function: pseudouridine synthase activity; RNA binding. The record is from RefSeq and is a predicted model, not a curated record. The transcript has a single exon. Bases 1 to 3840 code for a protein of 1279 amino acids. Gene Ontology annotation, biological process: pseudouridine synthesis.